Messenger RNA from Durusdinium trenchii, 819 nucleotides. The record is from the annotation of a GenBank genome assembly. NCBI's taxonomy places the organism in Eukaryota, Dinophyceae, Suessiales, Symbiodiniaceae.
AUGUUCGGACGUGGUCUGGGCGCCGAGAUCUCGGGUAUACUUCCGGUCCACAGGGCGAUCUAUGGCUCGUUCACACCUCCGGUGCCUGCACCCAUGACGCAAUGGCACUUCGAGGAGUUGAUCAAGCUGGAGCCAUGGGUGCAGGAGAUGCAGCGAUUGGCAGGGAGUCCAAUGCCGCAGAAUUUGCAAAUGGUCGAUGCCGGAGAUCAUUUGAUGGAAGACGUCCUGACACUGCAGGAAGAGUACCUCAAGGAAGCGUUGGCUUUGAGACCCUCCUGGCCCGGCCAGCGAAUGGACUUGGCCGUGCAGCAGAUGGGGCUGGCCCGUAAGGUGUUCAAGGAGGCUGUCCUCUUCAGCUAUGAUCUACGCUCUAACGACAAGCAGCUCCAGGCGGCCAUUGGGAUGUUCCGAGACAAUCACGCACGCCUGAAGGAUGGCGGCGAAGCGAUUCCUGCCAUCAUGCUGCCCGAGCGCCAGGAUCUCAUGGAUCAAUGGGAGCUGGUGGAUGCUGCUUGGAAUGAGCUGCUCCUGUCUCAGAAUGAGAUGACGGCCGACACAGUGACCAAGACGGAGGUCCUCCUGGAAAGACUGGUGGAGCAGCUUCAGCUCUUUGUGCCGCUCUGUGGCCUAGAAGAUGUGAAGUAUCCAGAUCAGUUCCCCUAUUCAUUGCUGGCCUAUGGUGUCCUCGGAUUUCUCUUCGUUUGCUGCUGCUGCGUAGUGGCAUUCAGGAUCUUCUCCCACAAGCAUAAGCGCCAAGCUCAAAAUAAGAAGAGCCCUGCGUCGAGUUCUGCGGCUGCAGCAGAAAGGGAUGAUGUAUGA